Nicotiana attenuata is the source of this 1952-nucleotide messenger RNA. RefSeq names its product probable folate-biopterin transporter 7. The record is from RefSeq and is a predicted model, not a curated record. Bases 248 to 1636 code for a protein of 462 amino acids. Lineage: Eukaryota; Viridiplantae; Streptophyta; Magnoliopsida; Solanales; Solanaceae. The transcript has 2 exons.
GACCCCCCCCCCAACCACCACCACCAACAAAAAAAAGAAAAAUCUCAUUUUGCUUUUACCUGCCACUGUCUUGGAUCGCACAACGAAUCUUGGAAUCAUACCCAUUUCACUUUCUUUCUGCAAAAUUGCUGUCAAAACCUUAAACCAUUGAAUCUGAUCAAAGGUAUCACCUUUUUGGGUAGCAACAAUUAAUCAUAGUAUAUAUAUAUUAUCAAGUCAGGUAGAUCUGUUUCGGAGUAAAAUAAUUAUGGUAUCAUCUGAGAGUAUCAGAGAAAGAGGGAGAAGAAAAAGAGACGGCGGCGGAGGAGGUGAUAAUGAUAGUAGUAGUGGUGGCAAUGAGAGUGAAGGGAUGAGGAAAUUGUUGUUAGGGUUAGGAUUUUUGGUGCAAGGAUUCAGGUGUUUCCCUUGGAUGGCUGUUAAUUUUUUCCUCAAAGAUGGCCUUAAGGUGGACCCCUCCACACUUCAGAUUCUUCAGAGUUCUGCUAAUCUUCCUAUGGUGGCUAAGCCUUUUUAUGGAAUUCUAUCUGAUUCUUUUUACAUUUUUGGCCAGCAUCGUGUUCCUUAUAUUGCUAUUGGAGCUUUUCUGCAGGCAGUGUCAUGGACUGCUAUAUUCCUCUCUCCUUCAAAUAUUUCAUUUUUUACAAUCACUCUAUAUCUCUUGCUUGGAAACUUGGGUGCUUCAAUAGUUGAGGUUGCCAACGAUGCCAUUGUUGCGGAGUUAGGAAAACCACCUAGUUCUUCAUCCAAAAAUAAGCAACAUUCUUCAUCAGGUCAGCUCCAGUCAUUUGUCUGGAUCGCCUCUUCUGUCGGUGGAGUACUUGGUAACCUUGCAGGCGGUAUUGCCAUUGAUCGUGUUUCCGCUCAAGUGAUGUUCCUUAUGUUUGGCAUUCUCUUAACUAUUCAAUUUCUGGUUACGAUUUUUAUUCAUGAAAGUUCCUUGGACCUUCCCAAGAGUCCAUCUAAUCUUGGAAUCAAAAAGCAACUCUCAGAGCUUCUAGAUGCAUUGCGGAAGCCAGAGAUUUGUUAUUCAAUUUUGUGGUUCGCAGCUUCUUAUGCAGUAGUUCCAGCUUUAACAGGAACAAUGUUCUAUUACCAGACACAACAUUUAGGUAUUGAAUCAUCAGUAUUGGGUAUAUCUAAGGUAUUCGGGCAGGCAGCAAUGCUGUUGUGGGGUAUAAUCUAUAACAAGAACCUGAAAUCAACGUCUCCUAGGAAGCUAAUCUCAGCAAUUCAGGCUACUAUGGCUGUUCUGAUGUUUUCGGAUUUCUUAUUCGUAAAGGGGGUAUACAGGAUGUUUGGUAUUCCCGACUCAUUGUAUGUGGUGCUUUUUUCUGGCUUUCUGGAGGUUCUCUACUUCUUCAAGAUUUUACCCUUCACUGUUGUUAUGGCACAGCUCUGCCCUCCGGGGUAUGAAGGAUCUGUCAUGGCAUUUCUCAUGUCUGCCAUAGCACUGGCUGUUAUUAUAAGUGGCUAUUUUGGUGUUGCACUGUCAUCAUUUGUCCAAGUGACAGGGAAUGACUUCUCGGGCUUACGACAUGCCCUGUUAAUACAGUCAGUAUGCACACUUCUGCCGCUUUAUUGGUCAUCAUGCAUACCUGAUGGUGUCAAACCGAAAACCAAAUCAAAGGAAGGUUGAUGAGCUCUAGCAGUGAGUGUUAGUCAUUUCAGCUCAGCAGUAGUUCAAACUUUCCUUCCCCUCGCCUCGGCCUUGGCCAAUUUCCUGGGAAUACACUUGUCUUUCCAGGAGGAUCUCAAUACAAAACUUUGGGAAGAAAUUCACUUCAUAAUACAUAUAGAGUUUACAUAAGUGAAUAGUUCAUAGUUUAGGUUUUCGGUUAGUGCUAUUCAAAGUUUAGCAUUGUGUCUUAUAUUAGCAUUCGCUAUUUAAUAAUUUAAUUGGUUUAUGGCUUUAGCUCCAAUUAGCCUCUUGUUGAUGUUGUCUUCAGUUUAAA